ACGAGUUUCAUCAGAUACUACAGGUCUUCACGAAGAUGGUGAUCUCAUAGCUAGUCUUCAAAGCUUUGAAGAAGUCACUGAGCAAAGCAAUGGGACCAAGGCCUUCCAGGGAGACGAGAGAAGGACAACAGACCAACUGGACGAAGACUAGCAAAGGACUCAAAGAAUAACUCCCCGCCAAAGGGGAUAAAAACAGAGAAAUGCACGUGAAAAAUCAGGGUGGCCAGAAAGGGGAGGCAACGUUUAGAGCUUUAGAGUUAGUUUACCUAGUGGAGUUUAUAGUUUGUUUUUUAUUUUUUUUUUUUUUAUUUUUGUCUUUUUUUCUUCGGGGUUAGCUGGUAGCGUCUGUGAGUUUCCAACGUCUGUGAGUCAAUGGAAUAGUGAAUUUGUCUAGUUCCCAUAAUCAUCGCGUGUCUGGUAAAUGUUUCGCACAUUAUUUUUUUUUUUUUUUUUUAGAGGAGGGAACAAGAGAAAAAAUAAUUAUCGACAAAUUUUAAUGAUCUUGCAAAUGGUCUUGCGUAUACUAAUGAACACUCCAGCGCGGUUAGCCGUUGAGUGUGUGUGCUUUCUUUUUUUUUUUCUCUCUCUCUCCUUUCAGCUUGAUUUUACCUCCACUUGCUCGAACCAAUAUUAGCGUCUGAAGAUAAUCGUCAGAAAUUACUUCCCCCUUAUCACCACCGCGACUUCCGGACGCGAUUCCUUGGUCCCGAGAAAGACCGCGGAGCGAGAUUUAGCUGGCAGCGCAGUCGAUCGUCACUUCCGUCUUUGUAAACAUCAAAGGCCGGCGGAAGAACAAAAGAGACGUACGUCGUCAUAGACACCGACUUUGCAUGUUACUAGAAACAAGAUGGUUUCUUUCUCCAUUCCGCUCGUCCACUUGGCAACAACUGUGUGCGGCCAUUGAUUGCACGUCAGCCUCGCGCUGCGCCAGCCAGUCCCCAGAGAAAGAUAUUCCCUCCCUUUUAUCUCCUUCCCCCAAUCCUUGCUGCUCCCCUCCUUUCCCCUCCCUUUCUCUCUCUCUCCCUCCCCCCCAUCUCGAACUCAGCGGGGAAGAACGGAUCGAUGCACUUGUCGGGGUGGUGGUGAUGGUGUGGGGGGGGGGAAUGUUUGUGUACGUUCUUAUUCUCUCCCUUAGUUUACCCUCCAUCCACACAACCCCGUAGAGCGACCACCACGGGAAUCGCCGCUUCGACCGCAGACCUGACGUCGACGCGAACUGGCGUUGGGCCGUGACUCAAUGUGUCGUCAUCGUCGUGCACGCAGGGACGUGGAGGCAGAACGGUUACAAGCCGGAUCGCGAGAGCUCAGUGAGAGUCGCGAGGUUCCCUCGACCGACGGGAGCAUGGCGGCCGAUGAUUUAGCAUCGCUCGGCAACAUGUUGACAGGCGCCCGUGGCUGCUAGAGCCAGAGAUCGCCGGCCUGUAGAUAACAGCUGGACUGCCGCAACAAGGGGGUGUGUGUGGUGUUGCUGGCGUUGUUGCUGGCGUUGUCACUGGCGUUCUCUUCGCUUCCUCGCCGCCUGGAAUGUCCGCCAUUAGCCCUUGUUUGCUGACACACGCUUGUUGUCAUCUACACCACAGUCUACGCCGCCACCUCGUGCGCAACAAAACCUUGGCGAUUUGUUUCUGAAGAUGUUACUGACUGAUAAAAAUGGGGGUGAUCGAGAAAACAUUAAGCAAGCGAGCCUUCCUGGACGCCAACAUCAGCGGUGCCAUCGGCGGGGCCUACAGCCUUGAGGACGACGUGCCCGCUCUCGUCCAUGACCACAAAGACGACAACGCCAUGGACGCUUCCAACGAAGACGACGGCGAAGACUCCAAACUCAGCGCCGUUAAAGAGGAUGACGCCGCCGCCAGGCAGCGGCUGCUGGCGGCGCCCAUGUCGGCUCACACGCCCAGUGAGCGCGAGCUUCAGGGGUCGAGUACCGUCCUCGUGCAGCCUGGAUAUGACGGCGGGGGCAGCCAGGGGGAGGUGGGGGACGUGGAGGGGCCCAAGCACCCCAUGGUGCUGGAGGUGGAGGAGGAGGAGCGUGGCCCACUGCGCAGCCGCCUGGAGUUCCUGCUGCUCUGUCUGUCACUGGCCAUCGGCACCCGCACCGUCGUGCAGUACCCGGUCCUGGCCAUGAGGCACGGCGGAGGGGCGUUCACCUUCGUGUAUUUGGUGUUGACGGCAGUCCUUGGGUCUUCCCUUGGUGUACAUGGAGAUGGCUCUGGGGCAGUAUGCACGAGGCGGGCCUAUAUCAGCGUGGGCUAUAACACCUCUCUCCAGAGGUCUGGGCUACUCCAUGCUGUUGGUCAGCGGGCUGCUGCUCCUGUACUACAACACCUACACGGCCUGGGCCCUCUACUACUGCUUCCUUCAUUGUCCACUACCCUGCCCUGGCAUCUCUCACCGACUGGUCAGUAUAACCUCAUCUUGCUUUCGCCUUCUUGCUUCUCUCCUUCUCUUCCUUUUUUUUUUUGUCCGUUUUCCCCUCCACCUUCCUUCGGUGCUACAUUUCAGAUAGUUGUCUACCAGUUAAAGCCAGGAGCGCUCAGAAGCCACUAACACCACCGUCAC
Pomacea canaliculata is the source of this 2559-nucleotide messenger RNA. RefSeq names its product sodium- and chloride-dependent GABA transporter 3-like. Gene Ontology annotation, cellular component: membrane. The record is from RefSeq and is a predicted model, not a curated record. The coding region runs from base 1651 to 2547 and encodes 298 amino acids. The transcript has 5 exons. NCBI's taxonomy places the organism in Eukaryota, Metazoa, Mollusca, Gastropoda, Architaenioglossa, Ampullariidae.